Messenger RNA from Epinephelus moara (kelp grouper), 8031 nucleotides. It is a transcript of the gene dock4b, whose product is annotated as dedicator of cytokinesis 4b. Gene Ontology annotation, molecular function: guanyl-nucleotide exchange factor activity; GTPase activator activity; small GTPase binding. The record is from RefSeq and is a predicted model, not a curated record. Gene Ontology annotation, biological process: small GTPase-mediated signal transduction; cell chemotaxis. Gene Ontology annotation, cellular component: cytoplasm; plasma membrane. The transcript is spliced from 53 exons. Bases 203 to 6139 code for a protein of 1978 amino acids. NCBI's taxonomy places the organism in Eukaryota, Metazoa, Chordata, Actinopteri, Perciformes, Serranidae.
CACCUGAAGGCAGCACGUCUCCGUACCACUACCACUACGAGCAGCAGCAGCAGCAGCAGCAGCGCUUUCUCCCUCUGUAACCUAAACAAUGACUCCUACUACAGACCGGAGGAAAGCACACCAAUAGAAUGCGUUACCCAGCACCCAAACCCUGCAUUUCGCUGCUAUUCCGACCACUCACUUAAAUGCGCCGACCGUAAACAUGUGGAUACCUACGGAACAUGAAAAAUACGGUGUCGUGCUGGCCAGUUUCCGAGGGACUGUUCAGCAUGGCCUCCCGCUGGAAAUCGGAGACACGGUGCAGAUCCUGGAGAAAUGUGAAGGCUGGUACCGAGGAUUCAUCCUGAAGAAUCCAAAUGUCAAGGGGAUCUUCCCAUCCAGCUACAUCCACUUGAAGAACGCCCACGUCAAGAAUAAAGGGCAAUUUGAGACAGUCAUCCCCGUUGAAGACUCUGUCAUCACAGAGAUGACAUCCACGUUGCGAGACUGGGGUGCCAUGUGGAAACAACUCUAUGUGAAGAAUGAGGGGGAUUUGUUCCACCGACUUUGGCACGUGAUGAAUGAAAUCCUGGACCUGAGGAGGCAGGUGCUGGUGGGCCACCUCACCCAUGACCGCAUGAGGGACGUCAAGCAGCACAUCACAGCGAGAUUGGACUGGGGCAACGAACAACUGGGCUUGGACCUGGUCCCCAGGCGGGAGUUCAGCAUGGUGGACCCCGAUGAAAUCAGCGUCACAGAGCUUUACAGACUGAUGGAACAUCGGCAUCGUAAGAAGGAGACCCCUGCACCCGCUAGCACCCAUCAUUUGUUUGUGCAUGUGAAGAGCCUGAUGAGCGCCAAUCUAGGGGAGGAGCUUGAAGUCUUCUUCCACAUUUAUGAUGGACGGGAGAACCGGCCACUCAGUGAAAGGUUCUUUGUCAAGCUGAAUAAGAGCGGGUUGCCCAAGUCACCAGAGAAGACAGAAAGACAAUGCACGCUGUUUGUGGAUUUGGGAAGCAGUGAUCUACGAAAAGAUGUCUACAUCGUUGUGCACAUCAUAAGAAUAGGGAGAAUGGGAGCAGGGGAGAAGAAAAAUCUGUGUAGCAUACAGUACAGGAGGCCGUUUGGCUGUGCUGUCGUCAGCAUCGCCGAUCUCCUCACUGCUGACUCCAAGGAUGACCACCUGCUCAAGGUUUAUGCGUGUAACACUGAGAGUGAGUGGUACCAGAUCCAUGAGAACAUCAUCAAAAAGGCGAAUUCCAGGUACAACUUGUCGGGCUCCAACACAGGUCUGGCAGUGGCUCUCCAGCUCCUCCACGGGGACAUAGAGCAGCUGAGACGAGAGUACAUGGUCCUCUUCACUCGGGGUGUGUCCAUCACCAGGAAACUGGGCUUCUCUGAUGUCAUCAUGCCAGGGGAGAUGAGGAAUGACCUUUACAUCACACUGGAGAAAGGCGAGUUUGAGAAGGGUGGGAAAAGUGUUGCCAGGAACGUGGAGAUCACCGUCUAUGUGCUGGAUAUGGAUGGACAGAUCCUCAAGAGUCACGUGGCUGCCGGCUCUGGCGAGCCAGGUGGGGAUGAGUACCACUCCUUGGUGCUGUACCACAACAACAGCCCACGCUGGGCGGAGCAGAUCAAGCUGCCCAUCCCGGUCGACAUGUUCCGCGGGUCGCACGUCCGAUUUGAGUUUCGACACUGCUCCACUAAAGACAAGGGAGAGAAGAAACUCUUUGGCUACUCCUUUGUUCCUCUGAUGCAGGAGGAUGGCAGGACUCUGCCAGAUGGCACCCAUGAGCUCAUUAUCCAUAAGUGCGAGGAGAACACCAGCUUGGCAGACUGUUCGCGCUACCUGAAGCUGCCAUUCUCCAAAGCCAACCUGCCAUCCAACAACCAGACUCUGAAAGGCACCAAGGAGUCUUUCUGGAUCACCAGCUUCCUCUGCUCCACCAAGCUCACACAAAACGGAGAUAUGCUGGACCUGUUGAAGUGGCGAGCCCACCCCGAAAGGAUAAACGACAGCCUCUCUAAGCUGAAAGAGAUCGAUGGCUCCGAGAUUGUCAAAUUUCUCCAGGACACCCUGGACACUCUCUUUGGUAUUCUGGAUGAAAGCUCUCAGAGAUAUGGCCUCAAGGUGUUUGAUUCACUGGUCCAUAUCAUCAACCUCCUCCAGGACAGCAAAUUCCAGCACUUCAAACCAGUCAUGGACACCUACAUCGAGAGCCACUUUGCCGGAGCUUUGUCCUAUAGGGACCUGAUCAAAGUGCUGAAGUGGUACGUGGACCGCAUCGUUGACGCAGAACACCAGGAUCACAUACAGCAGGUGCUCAAGGCCAGCGAGUACAUCUUUAAGUACAUCAUCCAGUCUCGCCGGCUCUUCUCAUUGGCCACAGGAGGCCAGAAUGAGGAGGAGUUCCGAGUCUGCAUCCACGAGCUCUUCAUGUCCAUCCGCUUCUUCCUGUCGCAGGAAAACAAAAGCACCAGCCCCGUCGCACAAACACAGGCGGUGUUCCUGCGGACGUUUCCAGCUGUUUAUGGCGAGCUGUUGAAGAUCUUCACUGUGCGAGAGGUGGCCAACUUUGUCAGGGAGACGCUGGGCAGCCUGCCCACCGCCGCACACGCCGACUGCCUGGAGGCUGUCAAACUGCAGUGCAUCGCCAAGACGGUGGAAAGCCAGCUUUACAUCAACCCAGAGUCACGGUGUAUCCUGUUGCCGGUGGUGCUCCGUGUCCUUCAGGCACACAUGCAGGAGCAGAGGGACCUGGUCAUGUGCGCCCGCAUCCUCACCAGCAUGCUGUCCCUCAUCAAGAAGGAGGAGAAUGGCACUGCGGAGCCGGUGGUCUCUGAAGAGGUGGAGCUAAUUGUAGAGAGCCUGCUGGGAGUUUUGCUGAGAACCAUCCUGGAAAUUAGCAACCGGCCGCAGCCUGCUGGACCCACCAUGAGACUGCAGUUCCAGGAUGUCACUGGAGAGUUUGUGGCGUGUUUGUUGGCCCUUCUGCGACAGAUGAGUGACAGACACUACCAGCAGCUGCUGCAGGCAUUCAGCAGCAAAGACAACCUGAGGGACUUUCUCCUUCAGAUCUUCACAGUCUUCAGGAUCCUAAUCCGACCAGAAAUGUUUCCUAAAGACUGGACCGUCAUGCGGUUGGUCACGAACAAUGUCAUCAUCACGACUGUCCUCUACCUUUCUGACGCUCUGAGGAAAAACUUCCUCAAUGACAAGUUUGACUACAAGGUGUGGGACUCGUACUUCUAUCUGUCUGUAAUAUUUAUCAACCAGCCCUGCCUUCAGCUGGAGUCCUUCUCUCCCUCCAAGAGGAAGAAGAUACUGGAAAAGUAUGGAGACAUGAGGGUGAUGAUGGGAUGUGAAAUCUUCAGCAUGUGGCAGAACUUGGGGGAGCACAAGUUGAACUUCAUCCCAGCCAUGAUUGGUCCAUUCCUGGAGGUGACACUGGUACCUCAGCCUGAUCUGAGGAAUGUCAUGAUCCCUAUUUUCCAUGACAUGAUGGACUGGGAGCAGAGACGCAGUGGCAAUUUCAAACAGGUGGAGGCCAAGCUGAUCGACAAGUUGGACAGCCUGAUGUCUGAGGGCAAGGGAGACGAGACGUACAGGGAGCUCUUCAACAGCAUAAUUCCUCUGUUUGGUCCAUACCCUAGCCUGCUGAAGAAGAUUGAGAGAGAGACCUGGAGGGAGAGUGGCAUCUCUCUGAUCGCUACCGUCACUCGCUUAAUGGAGAGAUUGCUGGACUAUAGGGACUGUAUGAAGCUGGGAGAAGUGGAUGGAAAAAAGAUUGGAUGUACUGUCAGUUUACUGAACUUCUACAAAACUGAGCUGAACAAAGAGGAGAUGUACAUCCGCUACAUUCACAAACUCUACGACCUGCACUUGAAAGCACAGAACUACACAGAGGCAUCGUACACCCUGCUGCUGUACGACGAACUGCUGGAAUGGUCUGACAGGCCGCUCAGAGAGUUUCUCAACUACCCCAUGCAGAGCGAGUGGCAAAGAAAAGAGUAUCUGCAUCUCACUAUCGUCCAGAACUUUGACAGGGGGAAGUGUUGGGAGAAUGGCAUCAUCCUGUGCAGAGAGCUCGCUGAUCAAUAUGAGUCCUAUUACGACUACAGGAACCUGAGCAAGAUGAGGAUGAUGGAAGCCUCUCUCUAUGACAAGAUUAUGGACCAGCAAAGGCUAGAACCUGAAUUCUUCAGAGUGGGUUUCUACGGAAAGAAGUUCCCUUUCUUCUUACGGAAUAAGGAGUUUGUGUGCCGCGGCCAUGACUACGAGAGGCUGGAGGCUUUCCAGCAGCGGAUGCUCAACGAGUUCCCCCACGCCAUCGCCAUGCAGCACGUCAACCAGCCAGAUCAGACCAUAUACCAGGCAGACGCACAGUACCUGCAGAUCUAUGCUGUAACCCCCAUCCCAGAGAGUCAGGAUGUGCUGCAAAGAGACGGAGUGCCUGACAACAUCAAAAGCUUCUACAAGUUCAAUCACAUCUGGAGGUUCAGAUAUGACCGGCCCUUUCACAAGGGCACCAAAGACAAGGAGAAUGAGUUCAAGAGCCUGUGGGUGGAGAGGACAACCCUGACUCUGGUCCAGAGUCUUCCAGGCAUCUCCCGCUGGUUUGAAGUAGAGAAGAGAGAGCUGGUGGAGGUGAGCCCGCUGGAGAACGCCAUCGAGGUGAUCGAGAACAAGAACUUACAAUUACGCACAUUGAUCACCCAGUGUCAGAGCCGGCAGAUGCAGAACAUCAACCCCCUCACCAUGUGCCUCAACGGGGUCAUCGACGCCGCCGUCAACGGGGGGCUGGCCCGCUACCAAGAGGCCUUCUUCGUGAAGGACUACAUUAUGAAUCACCCCGAGGAUGGAGAGAAGAUCGGGCGGCUGAGAGAACUCAUGUUUGAACAGGCACACAUUCUGGAGUACGGCCUCGCUGUGCAUGAGAAGUUUGUUCCCCAGGACAUGAGACCUCUCCACAAGAAGUUAGUGGACCAGUUCCAUCUGAUGAAAUCCAGUCUUGGCAUACAGGAGUUUCCAGCUUAUGUGCGUGCCAGCCCGGUGCACUUCACCAACGGGAGCCCACGAACAUGCAGGAACUCAGUGCCCAACAUCAUCAGCCCAGACGGCGGCAGAGGGGUUGCCAGGCGGAGUCUCCCCAGCUACCCUGCGGUGAACCGCUACUCCUCGUCCUCACUGUCGUCUCAGGCCUCCAAUGAAGUCAGUAACAUCACAGGGCAGUCGGAGAGUUCAGAUGAAGUCUUCAACAUGCAGCCCAGUCCGUCUACCUCAAGCCUCAGCUCCAACCAUUCUGCCUCGCCCAAUGUCACCAGCUCAGCCCCCUCCAGUGCCAGAGGUUCACCCCAGAUGGCGGAGAAACACAAGCAUUCCAGAGAAAAUGCGUGUCUGUCUCCACGAGAGAGACCGGUCAGCGCUAUCUUCCCCAACCCCCUGGACCCUGCACAGAGAGCUCCUCCUCAUCAGAUAGGAGAUACCACUUUACCAAGGAGUGACCCCAACCUCUCAGCACCAGACAAAGUGAGACCCACACCCAGUAGCUGGAGCCUAGACAGUGUCAAAGAGGGCGCUCCAUCCUUCUCUGACUCUUUUGGCAAAUUGCAAUGCCCUCCUGUACCUCCUAGGCCACCGUACUCAGCAGGCUCCUCGGCUAAAAACAUGAGGUCGCAGUCUCCUGUCUCUGCGUCCAGAUCGCCGCAAAAGACCAUAGUGCCGCCUUUCACCCCUUCGCCCACCGAGUGCCAGUCUACCAGCCUGGUCUCCAAUUCCCCCGUCCUCUCCGGCAGCUACUCCAGUGGCAUCUCCUCCCUCAGUCGCUGCAGCGUGUCGGAAGCUUCGGGUACCGAGCUGCCUGCAGGUGACCACCCACUGCCUCCUCCCACCACCCUGCCAAACUCCGUCUCCAGCAGCUCGGACGAGCCGAUCCGCAGAGAAAACAAGACCCCGCCCCCUUACAGCGUGUACGAGAGGAACAACCCCCGCAGGCCUGUGCCGCUUCCCCACAGCCUCUCCAUCCCCCCACAGACGGACCCCCCGGCCCUGCCACCCAAGCCUCACCAGCUCCGCACGGGCAGCAUGAAGCUGGACGGAACCUCCGACCCUCGGGUCCCCAGACCAAGGCCUCUGCCCAGGAAGGUGUCCCAGCUAUAGGUGCUGGUUCGUCCAGGUCUGGGGCUCGAAGAAAACACACUGGCGUAUUUUGCACUUUUCUACUGGGCACUCACUUGUUUUUUGUGAUCUUCAGUUUGGCAUUCCUGACCUACACUCCAAUAACAGACACAGGCCUAUAGAUUAACAGGCAGUCAAAAAAACCCUGAAGAAACUGUCAAAUAAGGAAAGUUUCUUUUUGUAUUUACUAGAGGGCAUUGCAUUGACUUUGACUCGGUCAUUCCGCACUUUUAGCUCUAGUAUGUAUAAUAGAUCACCACACGAUCAGUCUCAACAUAUGUUUACCAGAACACUCUAGAAAAACACAGUUUUGAUAGAUGUAAUAAUCUCAAAUAUAUGUAUAUUGGUAUAUAUGAGAAUUGUUUUUGCCUUAAGUAUUGGAAACAGAGUCUUUUAUCCGUGAGUCUUGCACGUUUUUUUUUUUUUUAAACAUUUGUAUACUGUAUGGCUAAAAAGGUGCUAGAGGCCUCGAGUAUGCAUUUCAGUGAAGUGUAGUAGAAACGGGUGUGUUCCUAUAGUCAUAUCCACACUAGCAAUGGUACAAAAAAAAUGUGUGAUAAUUAAUUAUACCUGCCAGCUUUUAAAAUGACAACCAUAUUCUGACAUUUUUAUGCAGUGGCAUAAAACGUUUGGUAACUUUGGCUUAUUUUAGCUCCACAUUGUUUUAUGUACAUCACAAAACUAGAGAGGUUUUCAGUGGGAAGUUGUGACCAUAACAAUCCACUCUACUGCCCCUCUCUCUCUAGAAGCUUAAAAUUGUCACAUCUAACCAAAAAUUGCCCCCAUUAAUGAUGACAUCAUGAGCCUGGACCAAACACACAGAAAACCGCUGGUGCAACUGCAUGCAUAGAAGCUGGACUUUGCCUUUGACCAUUGCCAUUUAUGUGAACACACCCUAUCCCUCCUGCAUGAUGUACAUGACAACAGAUCUUUAGGGUUGGGGGGUACCAAGUUUUGUGCCAAAGGAAAAUGUACAAUGUGCUGUAAAGGAACUUUCUCUGAUCUGGGGCCUGGACUCGACAAAGCUCGGAAGUGCUCAACUGAAAAGACAUUUUUGAGACAGAAUUUUUCAAAGUGAUUUCACCCAAAAAUCCUAAUUAAACUGUAAUCUGCGGAUCAAAUGUAACUCAAGACAAGCACAAACAAGACUUUAUCAUGUGUAUUAUGACCAGUACUGUUAUUAUGAACUCUCUAUUUGACAAAACAGUAAUUGGACCAGAGUUUCACUGUCAGCAGUCACCUUAAAAACACACAAGGUCUGACGCUCUAUUGAAGAAAUAUUUACAAACUAAUCAUUGUCAAAUAUUUGUACAGUUGAGAUUUACUUUGUGUUUGAUUAAAAAGAUGGACGUGAGAUGACUGCACUAUAAAUAGUUGCUCGGUUCAACCGCAUUGCAUUGCUGCAGUGAAGUAAAUGUUCUGUGGCAGGCACAUUUCACAAUGUUUUGUAAAAUAGAGGACAUUUUGGCAUAAAAUGUUCAUCAAUCUUAAAAUCCGUGCACCAUUUUUUGGAGGGGGGGUGGGCGGGGUUAGCUUUAGUAUUGUUUGUAUGUUUCAUUUUUGUAUGGUUAAUUUACUUUUCGAUUUGUUGUGAAUUUUUGAGAUUAAAUAUUCACAUUAAUCAGUACUUGAGAACCUGUAAAUUAUAUGAUGAGAUUAAUGUAAGUAUGCCAAAUAUAAAAUUUGUGUAUUACAAUUAAUGUAAAUAUUGUGUUUUUAACAAAAUGUAGCUAUAACAAUUUACAGCUUUGAAUGUAAUGUUGAAGCAGCAAAUUAUUAUUAUAAAUGUUCAAACUUUUAUGGUUUUGUGAGUGUAGAAAAACUAAGGUCAUGCAUAAUGACACCUAACACAUUUACAAGUUCAAUAAACUGCC